GCCGCACUGGACCAUGUGCCGCAGGUUCUCUUACAUCGACCGCCUAAGAGUCGCGCUGUAAGAAAGCAUCACCCUCCUCCUCCUCCUCUUCUUCUUCUUCUUCCCCCCUCGGCCGCCCGCUCCGUCGCCCCCAAGCCGCCAGCAUGCGUGAGUGCAUCUCCAUCCACGUCGGCCAAGCCGGGGUCCAGAUCGGCAAUGCCUGCUGGGAGCUGUACUGCCUGGAACACGGUAUCCAGCCCGAUGGCCAGAUGCCCAGUGACAAGACCAUCGGGGGAGGGGACGACUCCUUCAACACCUUCUUCAGCGAGACAGGCGCGGGCAAGCACGUCCCCAGGGCUGUGUUUGUCGAUCUAGAGCCGACCGUCAUCGAUGAAGUGCGCACUGGGACGUACCGCCAGCUCUUCCAUCCCGAGCAGCUCAUCACCGGCAAGGAAGAUGCCGCCAACAACUAUGCCCGUGGGCACUACACCAUUGGCAAGGAGAUCAUCGACCUGGUGCUGGACAGGAUCAGGAAGCUGGCGGACCAGUGCACAGGCCUUCAGGGCUUCUUGGUCUUCCACAGCUUUGGAGGUGGCACUGGCUCUGGUUUCACCUCUCUGCUGAUGGAGCGCCUUUCCGUCGAUUACGGCAAGAAGUCCAAGCUGGAGUUCUCCAUCUACCCGGCCCCUCAGGUGUCCACGGCCGUGGUGGAGCCCUACAACUCCAUCCUGACCACCCACACCACCCUGGAGCACUCCGACUGCGCCUUCAUGGUGGACAACGAGGCCAUCUACGACAUCUGUCGCCGCAACCUGGACAUCGAGCGCCCCACCUACACUAAUUUAAAUAGGUUGAUAGGCCAGAUCGUGUCCUCCAUCACCGCCUCCCUCCGGUUUGACGGGGCCCUGAAUGUGGAUCUGACCGAAUUCCAGACCAACCUGGUGCCCUAUCCCCGCAUCCAUUUCCCCCUAGCCACCUACGCCCCGGUCAUCUCUGCUGAGAAGGCUUACCAUGAGCAGCUUUCUGUAGCCGAGAUCACCAACGCGUGCUUCGAGCCAGCCAACCAGAUGGUCAAGUGUGACCCUCGCCACGGUAAAUACAUGGCCUGUUGCCUGUUGUACCGUGGCGAUGUGGUGCCCAAAGAUGUCAAUGCUGCCAUCGCCACCAUCAAGACCAAGCGUACCAUCCAGUUUGUGGACUGGUGCCCGACUGGCUUCAAGGUGGGCAUCAACUACCAGCCCCCGACUGUGGUCCCCGGGGGCGACUUGGCCAAGGUUCAGCGGGCCGUGUGCAUGCUGAGCAACACGACCGCCAUUGCCGAGGCCUGGGCUCGCCUGGACCACAAGUUUGACCUGAUGUACGCCAAGCGUGCCUUUGUCCACUGGUACGUGGGGGAGGGGAUGGAGGAAGGAGAGUUCUCGGAGGCGCGGGAGGACAUGGCGGCCCUAGAGAAGGAUUAUGAGGAGGUCGGUGUGGAUUCCGUGGAAGGAGAGGGUGAAGAGGAGGGAGAGGAGUACUAAAGUAAAAUGUCACAAAGGUGCUGCUUUCACAGGGAAACUUAAUCUUUAAGCAUACACAAGUUUUGGUCCAGUCAGUUAAUCUGUAUGAAGCGGUGUAUGCUGUAACAUACAUAUUUGCUGUACAAUAACUGAUCUGUGCUCUAAAACAUGAGUUUUCUUACAGACCCAAGCCGUCCAAUGGGGUUUGAAUAAAAGCAUUCCCUGUCUUAAAUGA
Messenger RNA from Ornithorhynchus anatinus (platypus), 1713 nucleotides. It is a transcript of the gene TUBA1A, whose product is annotated as tubulin alpha 1a. Gene Ontology annotation, cellular component: microtubule; cytoplasm. Gene Ontology annotation, biological process: mitotic cell cycle; microtubule cytoskeleton organization. The record is from RefSeq and is a predicted model, not a curated record. The coding region runs from base 144 to 1499 and encodes 451 amino acids. Gene Ontology annotation, molecular function: structural constituent of cytoskeleton; GTP binding. The transcript is spliced from 4 exons. Lineage: Eukaryota; Metazoa; Chordata; Mammalia; Monotremata; Ornithorhynchidae.